AUGAAACAAACCUCAUUGAUAACGCGUCCAACGGACAGCCAGAUGAUGGUCAACAUUCCCUACAGUGACAUGACUCUUCCUCAACAAGGCCCUGAGAACCCAUUUGGAGAGCGUAAUCGUUUCCAGAACCAGAACGCUCUCGCCGGGCAUGUAGAAGAACAGUCCAUGACUGAACAUUCCUUCCGCGCACAACACCUCACUCACGCUAUCCUCGGCUACUCUGCCAACCCUUCCGUCGAUCCGAAUGCCCCUACCAUCGUCGGUUCGCUCGAAGCUGCUCGCGCAAAUAACUUCAGCACGACUGACACAAUACGCGCUCCAAAUGAGAAGAAGAAGGAGCUCAAGCGGAAACGGCAUGGGAAGGGUGAUCUUGAGGUUGUGGAGGGCGAAGGAGCGUAUGUUGGACCUUGGGCUUCAUGGCAGGGCGACGACAUGAAAGACGUGGUCCCAGAAGCGACCACUGGUGCUGAGGAGCAGGACGAGGAGGAAUCGGAAGAAGAGGUUGUGGCGACGAGGAAGGCGAAGCCCAAGCGUGGUGCUCAGGGGCAGGAGACUUCAGUAUUCCAUGGCAAGUCGAUGACCGACUACCAAGGACGGACGUACAUGUAUCCACCACUGGGAGAGGCACCUCAACUACAAGCCGAACCAGGAUCACAAGAAACCUUCAUCCCGAAGGUUUGUAUCCAUACAUGGACGGGCCACACCCAAGGUGUCUCCGUUAUUCGUACUUUCCCCGAGACUGGCCAUCUCCUGCUCAGCGGAUCCAUGGACACUAAAAUCAAGCUUUGGGACAUCUACACGCAUGGCAAUUGUCUUCGUACUUUCCAUGGACAUGUUAAAGCUGUCAAGGAUGUGACUUUCUCAAACGACGGACGGAAGUUCUUGUCGUGCGGGUAUGACAGGCAGAUGAAGCUAUGGGACACGGAGACCGGGCAAUGUCUUCAACGGUUUAGCAACGGCAAGAUCCCUUACGUCGUACGCUUUCAUCCUGACGAGGACAAGCAACACAUCUUCCUGGCUGGUAUGUCCGACAAGAAGAUUAUCCAGUACGACAUGAACACCGGAGAAAUCACCCAGGAGUACGACCAGCAUCUUGGACCGGUGAACACCAUUACUUUCGUCGACGAAAACAGGCGCUUUGUGACUACGUCGGAUGACAAGACGAUCCGCGCUUGGGACUUCGAUAUUCCCGUCGUCAUCAAGUACAUCGCAGAACCCCAUAUGCAUUCCAUGCCUGCUGUGACACUUCAUCCAUCCAAAAAAUACUUUGCCGCCCAAUCGCUCGACAACCAGAUCCUCAUUUACAGUACGGACAACUUCCGGCAGAACCGGAAGAAACGGUUUGCUGGACACACCGUCGCCGGCUAUGCCUGCCAGGUCGGGUUUUCGCCUGACGGGAAGUGGAUCAGCAGUGGCGAUGGAGAGGGCAACGUCGUAUUCUGGGACUGGAAGAGCGGGCGGAUUAAGUCGAGGCUGAAGGCACAUUCGAAGGUAGUCAUCGCGCACGAAUGGCUACCACACGAGUCGUCGAAGUUGAUCACGGCAUCUUGGGAUGGGCUCAUCAAGCUUUGGGUAUGUUCUUACUUUCAUUCUCUAUCCAGAUUGGUCAUUUGA
Stereum hirsutum FP-91666 SS1 is the source of this 1614-nucleotide messenger RNA. RefSeq names its product WD40 repeat-like protein. Gene Ontology annotation, molecular function: mRNA binding; protein binding. NCBI's taxonomy places the organism in Eukaryota, Fungi, Basidiomycota, Agaricomycetes, Russulales, Stereaceae. The coding region runs from base 1 to 1614 and encodes 537 amino acids. The record is from RefSeq and is a predicted model, not a curated record. Gene Ontology annotation, cellular component: catalytic step 2 spliceosome. Gene Ontology annotation, biological process: mRNA splicing, via spliceosome. The transcript has 5 exons.